Molecule: messenger RNA, 2301 nt
Organism: Procambarus clarkii (red swamp crayfish)
Lineage: Eukaryota; Metazoa; Arthropoda; Malacostraca; Decapoda; Cambaridae
Source: RefSeq, a predicted model, not a curated record
UGACUACUGGUGCAGGCGGCGACCACCACGGCCUCUCCCUGUAGUGUUGUAGCGGCCUCCUGUCUCUCCUCACACCUGUCUUAAGACUGUAGACAGUCGCCAGUGUGAGUAACUGGUCGGUGGAGGGUGUUAAAGCUGUUGUGUGUGUCGGGUGGAUGAGAACAGGCAGCAGAAAGCAAGAAUAGAUUGGUCAUCAUCACUGCAACAUUUAAAUUCUUGCCACAUGGAUCAGCCACCAAAGUACAAGCCGGAUCUUUAUCCAAACAUUGGGGCUCCAUCAGCACCACCAGCAGAUCCUUGUAAUCUGCAAACUACUGAUGAAAAGAGGCCUUUAAAUUCAUUUGAAGACUAUAAUCACCCACAAGAAGCUGGGUUAUACAAUCCACCAUAUCCUGAACCUCCACCACCAUACUCACCUCCAGGUGGUGGAUAUAAUCAGCCACCCACUGCUGGCUCGUAUGCUCAGCCACCUGCCUCGUAUGCUCAGCCACCUGCCUCGUAUCCUCAGCCACCUGCCUCGUAUGCUCAGCCUCCUCCAGCUUCAGUAAUCCACACUCAACAGCCUGGAGUUGUUAUAGCUACUCAGCAAGCUCCCCCUGCGACUGCAGCGUGUAUCCAACCAACACAAGUUGUUGUGGUAGGAGGUCUAACCCCAGGCACUUGUAGUGUGUGUAGGAGAGGAAAAAUAAAGAAGAGUCCAUCUUGUUGUACAUGGAUCUGUUGCAUAUUGCUACUUCCCUGUUUUAUCAUCCCUGGCAUCAUUGCUUAUUUUUGCUGCUGUCAGAAACCCAAGUGUACCCACUGUGGCUACUCUCCGUAAUGCACCCAUCUACUGUGGCUACUCUCCGUAAUGCACCCAUCUACUGUGGCUACUCUCCGUAUUGAACCUACCCAUUGUGGCUGCUCUACAUAUUAAACCCCAUCCACUGUGGUUUCUCUCCGUAAUGCACUCGCCUACUUUGGGUGCUGUGUAUAGCAUACCUUUUAUUGUCUUUUUGUCAAGGAAACAGCACUUUUAAAAAUGUCUCAUUUGGUCUUUUUUUUUCUUAAAUCGUUAGUUUCAUUAAUUUUGACAGAUUAAAGUCCUCCUUGGCAUUUGCUACUAUAGUAUUACAGUUAUUACCAAAUAAGAAAUUUAUUGCAUUUAAUAGUCGGUGUAUAUAAUAUACUUAGUACAAUGUACCUAUACACACACACAUUCAUAUAUACAGGUAUAUACAGUGUAUAAAUGGGUAAAGCAUUCCGUGCAUAUUCUUACUUGAGAUGUUCAGUGAGCAAGAUAAUGAUGUAAAAUAGUUGUGCAAAGUUGACAUUUUGAUCGUGGAAUAUGUAUUGCCCAGAUGAGUGUGAAUAUUUUUUAUAAAUAUUUUAAAUAUUUUUAACUUGCAAAGACAUUUGAAACAACUGAGUGAUUCUGUGCACAGCCAGUGCCUCUGGGAAGUGAAGCUCUGAAGUGCAACAAUAUUAAAGAUAUGAAUAGAUAAUAAGGAAGAGCAUAAAGUGUUACUUUGUGCCUGAAGAUUGAUUUAUCGGUACGUUCCAAUUAUGUAGUUGGGGUAGUGUGCGACACGAGUGUUUCAUCCUCAUAUGUUCUUGAGUGAAUGGGUAAGGGUUUGAAAUACUAUUUCAAAAUAUUGAUGUAUAUUAAAAUUUAUUUUAAUAAAAUAAAUAUAUAUAAUUAAAGCCAUCAGGUUUUAAAUUAGACACUGUAUUGUGAUUAAUAGAAGUUAGUCAGCCUGUCGAAGCCUAGGACACAAGUGUGCACAUCCUGCACAGUGUAAGGUACGGAAAGAAUGUUUUACUGCAUUUAAUCUUGGAUCUACAUUUGUAUUUUUUCUUUGUAUUGCAAAAAAAUUUUCACUUGUGGCAGUUAUUCCGAACACACACAUUCUAGUGUAAGACAAGAUAUAGAAAUUUAUUGAAAUUUGACUGUGAUAUCUGCAUUUUUUAUUGUAAUUGUACUCAUACUCCUGGUGACUAAUUAGUACAGUUGAGCACAAGAAAAUGCAUUCCAUUUAUUUAUGUAGGACUCAAGUGAUUCUUAUUACAUUACUUUUUAUACAUUGAAGUGCAAUGUUGAUGAAGCAUGGUACCUAAUUAGACAGUGUGUCGUUAGUGUAACUUUAAAAAAAAAAAUUUUUAUAACUUAUAAGUAGAUGAAGUUGUUUCAUUCAAUAUUGACAGUCAUUUUGAGAUUUAUUUGGUGUUGGAUAAUUAAUUUUUUAAAAUAAAAAAUGUUGCAUGAUAUAUAUUUUGUAUUAAUAACUUGUAUACUGUAUGUUUAAAUAAAAAUAGAAAGCA